This is a messenger RNA of Darwinula stevensoni, 2132 nucleotides long. Lineage: Eukaryota; Metazoa; Arthropoda; Ostracoda; Podocopida; Darwinulidae. The record is from the annotation of a GenBank genome assembly.
CCUUGGAGCUCAAGGAAUCUAUGGAUCUGACCGUGGACCCCUGCGAGGACUUCUUCAAGUACACCUGCGGGAACUGGAUCGCGAAAAACCCCAUCCCACCGGCCGCCAACACCAUGACCAUCAUCAAGGGGAUGGAGGACCAGCUGCACGAGAGGAUCCGAGACGUUCUCAGGGCGAAUCCCUCGCCGGGUGACAGUGUGCCCGUUCGGGAUGCGAAGACCUUGUACGCCGCCUGCGUCAACACUGCAACUCUGGAGUCUCUGGGGCUGGAACCUCUCACCUCCAUCAUGAAAAACUACGGCGGAGGCUGGCCGAUGACCCUGUACGGAUGGAAUGGAUGGGACUUCGACUGGCAGGAGACGGCGGCCGCCUGGAUGCGAAACCUGGACCAGGCGAACCUAGGUCUCUCGGGUCGGGACCUGUACCUGGAGCCAUCGUUUCAGGCGAUCCUGUUCGCCUACAAAGACCUGAUGAAGGAGACGGCAAAGCUGGUCCGGGACCAUCUCGGCUCCUACGUGUCGGACGAGGACAUCGAACAGCAGGCGGAGGGAGUCAUCGCCUUCGAGUCCGAACUGGCCCAGAUCAUGAUGCCGGACGAGGACAGGCUGAAUCACACGAAACUGUACAACAAGCUGAGCCUGGCGGAUCUCCAGAAUGCCACCGACGCCAUCGCCCCGAAAGUCAUCAUGAUGCCGGACGAGGACAGGCUGAAUCACACGAAACUGUACAACAAGCUGAGCCUGGCGGAUCUCCAGAAUGCCACCGACGCCAUCGCCCCGAAAGUCUCAUUCGACGGAUAUUCACUGCAGAUCACGUGGACGACGUUUCUAAACGCAUUGUUCUCGAGCGUGGGCCAGACCUGGGACAGCAGGGACGAAGUCGUCUGCUACGCCACGGACUUCAUGGCCCGCCUGGCCGACCUCCUCGUCCAGACUCCGAAGAAGACGAUCGCAAACUACCUGCACUGGCGGCUGGUUUACGCGGCGGGAGAUGAGACGAACCUUGCCAUGCGGGAUCUCUUCUUCCGAUUCUCCCAGAACGUCUCGGGGAUCGACGAGCCUCCAGAAAGGCACUACGAGUGUACGGAUCUGGUGAACAACCUGAUGGGGAUGGCCGUGGGGAGCGUCUACGUCUCCAAAUUCUUCCCGCCCAGCGCCAAGCAAGAGGUGGAGCAGCUGGUGAAGGACCUGAAGGCGGCGUUCGACGGGAUCCUGGACUCGAUCGACUGGAUAGACGCGGCAACGCUGGAGAAGGCGAAGGAGAAGAAUGAUGCCAUUCGGGCCUUCAUCGGAUAUCCCGAUUUCAUCCUCGAUCCGGAGGCCCUAGCCGAUUAUUAUUUUGGGUUCACCGUGGACGAAGGGAGUCACCUGCGGAAUAUAUUCAGCCUGCUCAGCUGGAAGUGGAGACGACAGGCGUUCGGCGUAAACAGCUCGGUGAAUCGGGACGCCUGGAUCAUCCACCCGACCGUCGUCGACGCCUUCUACUAUCCCAGCAUGAACUCCAUCACCUUCCCGGCGGGGAUCCUGCAGAGUCCGUUCUAUGAGCAAGGGAGGCCGGCCGCCAUGAACUUUGGCGGGAUCGGGAUGGUCAUCGGGCAUGAAAUCACCCACGGGUUCGACCCAUCGGGCCGCCAAUACGAUGCCCAUGGGAACCUGGUCGACUGGUGGACGGAUGCAACGGCCGAGGCCUUCGGGCAAAGGGCCCAGUGCUUCGUCGAUCAAUACGAUGGCUACCAAGUCCCGGAACUCUCAGACUUCCUGGAAGACCCGCACGUGAACGGACUGUUGACUCUGGGAGAGAACAUAGCCGAUAAUGGAGGGUUGAGUGAGGCCUGGUUCGCCUACCUCAACUACAUCGACCGGAACGGAACGGAACCCUCCCUCCCUGGUCUCGACUUCCUCACGCCUGAGCAGCUCUUCUUUGUCACCUUCGCUUAUAACUGGUGCGGGCACAGCACAGUUCAGGCUCUUCUGAACGCGAUCAUGUACGAUCAGCACAGUCCACCAAAGUUCAGGAUCUACGGAACCCUGAGCAACAACGCCGCCUUCGCCGAGGCCUUCGGCUGCAAUGCCAACCACUUCAUGGUCAACGGGAACGACAGCUGCGUCAUGUGGGGGGCGGAGGAGCAGCGA